GGAGAGCUUAGUGUAGGACAUGCUGGAUAUGAGAUGCCUGUCAGACAAGACAGCCCCGUAGAAAUGUUGAGGCCAUCUGGAGUUCGGGACAGAGGUCGUGGCUGCAGAUAGAAGCUUGGACAUAACAUAACUGGCUACAGACAGACUGACACCAUUAAUAGAGGUGAAGUGUCCAAGGCUUGGGCAAUGCUAGAGCCCCGAGUGGUAGGUGCUGUCCACGCCCCGUGUGGAAUUCUGUGUCCAGUGCUGGAAGCCCCUUUAUAAAGGGGUGCUGUUAGCCUGGACCAUGUCCACAGAAGGGUGUCGGGAUGAUGGGAGGUACAGAAAUCACGGGGCAUGAGGAAGGGCUGCCUUUGAGAGGAGACCUGGUGCUGUGUGAGUACUGUGUCCAUCUCCUGACAGCCACCCUGUGGGAGAGGGUGCGGCGAGCCCUGGGGGUGGGCUGAGAGCAAAAGCGGGUGGCUCUGAGGAAGCUAGUUUGGGCAGGGGGUGAAGAGGAACUUUCCAGCUAAUUCCUGGAGAAACCUGCACCACUGCCCUGGAAAUGACCAGCCUGGCGGAGGUUUUCAAACUCCCUUUGACCUGAAGUACAGGAAGAAUUCCAUUUUGCUGUGAUCCUGUGCACAUUUAGGAAAAGGUGAAACACGUUUCCCCACACCUUCUUAUCCCUUCCGUCAUCAUUGCACUUCCAUAUUUGCUUUUCUUCUCCCCCCUUCCCCCCCCAGCCCAAAAGAGGGCUGGAACUCAGGACCCUGAGAUCGAAACCCGAGCUGAGAUCAAGAGUCAGAAGUUAAAGCUGAGCCACCUAGGUGCCCCAUCCGCUUCUUUUUUGAUGCUAAUAGGGACCCCUUAAGUUGAUUCCAGGACCCACUGGGAGGCCCAGUCUGCAGCUUGACAGCCCUGGUCCCGGCAGAACUAAGCUCCAUCCCUGAGGAUGUUAGGAGCCAGGAGGAUUGCGGGUGGGUGGACCUUGCCUCUUCCCAGUGGGUGCCUGUAGGAUUCCACUCCAGUCUGAGGGAGUCUUUUCCCCUCCCAGGCAACGUGCAGGCUGUGGAGGAGCUCAGACGCCCCUGGCACUACCUUAUUCCCCGUUACCCCACUUAGGCUAAUCUUGCCUCGCCCCCCCCGCCCCCCAUCCGAGAUGCGGCUUCGUGUGGGCAGAAUCCUAGACGUGGAUGGCCGCGCAGGGUGCCUAGAGCGGGCGCAGAGCCUGUAGUGACCGCCCUGCCAAGACCCCAGGUCGAGAGACCCGGGCCGUCUACGGCGGGGCGGGGCCGCCACCCGCGAGUCAAGUCGAGCCACCUGAGCCGGAGCCCCGAGGACGCCGUUGCUCCCCGCUGUCCGGAGCGCCGCGAUGGGCCGGGGGAGCCGACCGCCCGCCCAGCGGAGAGCGCUGCCGCCCUGGCCGCCGCUGCUGCUUCUGCUGCUGCUGCUGCUGCUGCCGCCGCCGCCGCCGACUCGGGCGCUCGCCCCUCGGAUCAGCCUGCCGCUGGGCUCUGAAAAGCGGCCGUUCCUCAGAUUUGAAGCUGAAAACAUUUCCAACUACACGGCCCUUCUGCUGAGCAGGGAUGGCAGGACUCUGUACGUGGGUGCCCGAGAGGCUCUCUUUGCUCUCAACAGUAGUUCCAGCUUCCUGCCAGGCGGGGAGUACCAGGAGCUGCUGUGGAGCGCAGAUGCAGACAGGAAACAGCAGUGCAGCUUCAAGGGCAAGGACCCACAGCGCGACUGUCAAAACUACGUGAAGAUCCUCCUUCCGCUCAACAGCAGCCACCUGUUCACCUGCGGCACAGCAGCCUUCAGCCCCGUGUGCACCUACAUCAGUGUGGAGAACUUCACUCUGGCACAGGACGAGGCGGGGAACAUCCUCCUGGAGGAUGGCAAGGGCCGAUGUCCCUUUGACCCCAAUUUCAAGUCUACGGCCCUGGUGGUUGACGGUGAGCUGUACACUGGAACAGUCAGCAGCUUCCAAGGCAAUGACCCGGCCAUCUCCCGGAGCCAGAGCCUCCGCCCGACCAAGACCGAGAGCUCCCUCAACUGGCUCCAAGACCCAGCGUUUGUGGCCUCAGCCUACGUUCCCGAGAGCCUGGGCAGUUUGCAGGGGGACGAUGACAAGAUCUACUUCUUCUUCAGCGAGACUGGCCAGGAGUUUGAGUUUUUCGAGAACACCAUCGUGUCCCGCAUCGCCCGCAUCUGCAAGGGUGACGAGGGCGGCGAGCGGGUCCUGCAGCAACGCUGGACGUCCUUCCUCAAGGCCCAGCUGCUCUGCUCGCGGCCCGACGACGGCUUCCCGUUCAACGUGCUGCAGGACGUCUUCACGCUGAGCCCCAGCCCCCAGGACUGGCGGGACACCCUCUUCUAUGGGGUCUUCACAUCCCAGUGGCACAGGGGGACCACGGAGGGCUCCGCCCUGUGUGUCUUCACCAUGAAAGACGUGCAGAAGGCCUUCAACGGCCUGUACAAGGAGGUGAACCGGGAGACACAGCAGUGGUACACUGUGACCCACCCAGUGCCCACACCCCGUCCCGGAGCGUGCAUCACCGACAGUGCCCGGGAGAGGAAGAUCAGCUCGUCCCUGCAACUCCCAGACCGUGUGCUGAACUUCCUCAAGGACCACUUCCUGAUGGACGGGCAGGUCCGCAGCCGCCUGCUGCUGCUGCAGCCCCGCGCCCGCUACCAGCGCGUGGCCGUGCACCGCGUGGCCGGCCUGCACCACACCUACGACGUGCUCUUCCUGGGCACCAGCGAUGGCCGGCUGCACAAGGCGGUGGGCGUGGGCCCCAGGGUGCACAUCGUCGAGGAGCUCCAGAUCUUCUCGCCAGGACAGCCCGUGCAGAACCUGCUGCUGGACGCCAGCAGGGGACUGCUCUACGCUGCCUCCCACUCAGGCGUAGUCCAGGUGCCUGUGGCCAACUGCAGCCUGUACCAGAGCUGUGGGGACUGUGUCCUCGCCCGGGACCCCUACUGUGCUUGGAGCGGUUCCAGCUGCAGACACGUCAGCCUCUACCAACCUGAGGCGGCCUCCAGGCCGUGGAUCCAGGACAUUGAGGGGGCGAACGCCAGGGGCCUCUGCAACACGUCCUCAGCCCGGUUUCCGGCUCCUGUACUAACAGGCGAGAAGCCGUGUGAGCGGGUCCAGUUUCAGCCCAACACGGUGAACACGUUGGCCUGCCCCCUCCUCUCCAACCUGGCCACCCGGCUCUGGCUCCACGACGGGGCCCCCGUCAACGCCUCGGCCUCCUGCCGCGUGUUACCUACUGGGGACCUGCUGCUGGUGGGCAGCCAGCAGGAACUGGGGGUGUUCCAGUGCUGGUCGCUGGAGGAGGGCUUCUGGCAGCUGGUGGCCAAUUACUGCCCAAAGGUUGUAGAGGACCUGAUCGCGGACCGAGCAGACCGGAGCGGCGGCGUGCCCGUCGUCAUCAGCACGUCGCGGGUGAGCGCGCCGGCCGGCGGCAAGGCCAGCUGGGGUGCGGACAAGUCCUACUGGACCGAGUUCCUGGUGAUGUGCGCGCUCUUCGUGUUCGCUGUGGUGCUCCUGAUUUUAUUCUUCCUCUACCGGCACCGGGGCGGCAUGAAAGUCUUCCUGAAGCAGGGGGAGUGUGCCAGUGUGCACCCCAAGACCCGCCCUACGGCGCUGCCACCUGAGACCCGGCCGCUUAACGGCGUAGGCCCCCCUAGCACCCCUCUCGACCACCGAGGCUACCAGGCCCUGUCAGACAGCCCCCCGGGGCCCCGCGUCUUCACGGAGUCCGAGAAGAGGCCGCUCAGCAUCCAGGACAGCUUUGUGGAGGUGUCCCCGGUGUGCCCCCGGCCCCGGGUCCGCCUGGGCUCUGAGAUCCGGGACUCCGUGGUGUGAGAGCUGACUUCUAGAGGAGUCCACCUUGGCUUCAGAGGCCGUGAGUGCUCAGAGGGGGUCAGCCGGGCCUCCGCUUCUCGCGGAACACAACUGUGGCGCCCGACCCUCGUGAGCGAUGGAGCGGGCCACGUAGCGAGGCCCCCUCCGACCCACAGCCGCGGCCCCGGAGGUCCCAGCUGAAGAUGGGGGCCUGUCUCGAUGGACAGAAGAGCGCUCCCUGUGUAAACUGAGCCCUUUGUUUAAACAACGGAAAAUGUGAAACAGGAGUGAGGAGGAGACAGCCCGGAGCCCCAGGCGCGCACGCAGCCCCUCCCGCAGCCUCAGCCUCGGAGGCGUGGGAAUUCGCCCAAAGUGGUGGUCUGAGACAGAGCUGGGCACCCCCACCGGCUGGCCUCUUCCGCCUUCUGCCUUAGCCUGCCGCCACCGGCUGCCCCUGGUCUCUGCCGAGGCAAGGGCCGGCUCGGGCUCCGUGCGUCCUGCCUCGACGGCUGGCCGGCCCAUUACAGCCAUCAUCCCAUCACCUCAGGGACCGGGGGGAGGGGGGGGUGCUACACCGCCCCCGCAGCCCUCCCAAGGCCCUGGGCUCCGGCUCACCUGCUGGACCUUUCCAGCCUGUAUCAGGCUGUGGCCACGUGUGAGAGGGGGCAGCGCGAGCCCGGGAGAGAGUUUGUGACGAUGGACGCCUUUCUCUCGGAAGCCUGCCUUCCUCCACCCCAGCCUGCAAACCUGUGUCCCUUUUCCCCACAUCUACCCCAGACUCCCCCCUAAACCUAGUCCUGCCCAGAGUCCAUCCCCUGUACCUUGCCUGCCCCCAUUCUAAGGUAUAUGGACACUGCCCAACACAGGGGCCCUGAGUUUAUGUGGGUUUUAUAUUUUUUUUUAAUGAGAUGCACUUUACUUUUUUUUUCUUUUUUUAAAUAAAAUCUAAAGAAUAGAAACAA
Messenger RNA from Felis catus (domestic cat), 4794 nucleotides. It is a transcript of the gene SEMA4B, whose product is annotated as semaphorin 4B. The record is from RefSeq and is a predicted model, not a curated record. Gene Ontology annotation, molecular function: semaphorin receptor binding; chemorepellent activity. The transcript is spliced from 15 exons. NCBI's taxonomy places the organism in Eukaryota, Metazoa, Chordata, Mammalia, Carnivora, Felidae. The coding region runs from base 1355 to 3853 and encodes 832 amino acids. Gene Ontology annotation, biological process: positive regulation of cell migration; axon guidance; neural crest cell migration.